UGUGAAGCUCUUGCUCAUUUGGCUUCCCGCCUCUCCUCCCUCCCCCUCCCCCUUCACCCCCCUUCCCUUCGCGUCGCCCCCUGCUCGGGCUUCUCCUUCUCUCAUCCCCCCCCCCCGUGCCCCUCCUGUGCCGCGGUGACCCUUCCCCCCGUUCGUUGUUCUCAGGGCCGCUCUCCUUCCCACUGGAGGGACUCGUUGCUGCUGCUCUCCCGCUGCCAGCAUGUACUGGUCUCUCGGCUUUCGGCAGUCCAACUCCCUUGACCUGCUGCUCGAUCGGAGCACGGUCAACCUCGAGGAGCUCCUGAACGACCCUGACAUCAUCAACGAUGUCCGGAACUCGAAGAUUAAGCUGAUCAACUUCCUCUCCCGCCAGGAGAACUGCCGGAAGCUGCUCGACUACAUCAUCGAGGAGCCCGAUCUCUCUGGAACCACCAGCACCGACCACAUUCGCUAUCGGUUCCCUUUCAUUGCCUCGGAGAUCAUUGCCCUUGGUCCGAUCGGCAUUCUUGAGACCAUUCUCAACGAUACGGCCUAUCUCGGUGGUGUGUGGGACCGGUUUUUCUCCAGCCCCCAGGUCAACCCCCUGGAGGCGUCUUUUUUCUCCAAGCUCUUCUGCACUCUCCUGCAGGAGUUCCCCAGCCGUACCUUUGAGCUCAUUUCCUCCUUCACCAAUCCGAUUGAGUGCCUCACUCGCAACAUCCAUGCGUCUGGCCUCUGCGACUUGCUGAUCAAGAUCGUUGUCAGCGAGCAGACCCUCUGCGAGACCCAGACCAACGAGUGGGUCCGCUCCUCAAAUCUGGUCAACCUCCUGGUGGAGAAGAUUUCCGUCGAUUACUCCUCGGACUUCCACUCCAAUGCCCUUCAGCUCCUGAUCGAUUUGAUGUCCUCCAUGCAGGUGACCCUCGGCGCGGAUCAGUCCAUCAUCACCCUCCGGCCACUGGUUGAUGUGUCGGAGCUCAUUAACGGUGGUAUUUUCUCUCGCAUCCUGGAGGAGGUCAUCCGCGCCCACGAGCAUGCCAGCUCCGAGUCGGUGGAGCAGCGCGCCCGGGCCAGCAGCGUCCUGCAGAAUGGCCUGCUGUUCCUGUCGAACAUCGUCGACCACCUGAACAUUUGUGUCUUCCGGUACAAGGAGCGCGAGCAGUUCCACGCCCGGCACAUGCGUCUCGGGGGCGGUGGUGACGAUGAUCAUGACAUCCACUCCCCGGGCGGCAUGGACAACUUCGGUUUCGAGAACGACCUGUGGCUCAAUGGCAUCGACUCGCUGGAGACCCUGAACCAGCUGAUUGAUCGCUUCGUCCAGAUCCUUGACGAGCACCUGGACUUCCUGUUCUCCCUCUUCCACCAUGUCUACGAGCCUACGGGUGAGCUGGCCGGCACCUCCUUCCAAACUUCUGGGCGCUAUGGCGCCGUGCGCUUCCGUGUGGCUGAGUUUUUCUCCCUGCUUGCCAAGCUUGACCACCCGCACUUGCGUGAGCGGGUUCUCCACCUCGGCAUUGUGGAGGAGCUUGUCGAUGCCUUUUUCUCCUUCCCUCUUCACAACCUCCUCCAUCGGGUGGUGUUCGAGCUGAUCAUGAUGAUCAUCAAGGGAGAGUACUCUCCCUCGAAUGCCUUCAUCGAACGCCUAUUCAUCAAUGCGCGCUUUGUUGAGCGCAUCUUCGACGCCUUCCGCCUCAACCAGUCUCUGGAGCAUGAGGUCAAGGGUGCCAACAAUCGCCGCCUGGGCUACAUGGGCCACAUGCUGAUUCUGGCCAACUUGGUUUGGAACUUCUCGGACUUCCUGUACAACAGCCCGAAGCCCGGCACUGCGCGCGCGUCCAAUGGCGAUUAUGACGGCAACGAUUCGGACCCCCCUCCGCCGCAGUACAUCCAGGAGGUGUCGGACGAGGUCCGGGCCAUCUUCUUCUCCGAGGACUGGCGCCUUUUCGUCGAGGACACCCUGGACCAGCUGCUGGAGGAGAGCAAGAUCCCCCUGGGCAGCGGCCAUUCCAUGAUGGACUCCUUCGCGGACCAGGGCCACGAUGACGAUGAGGAGGAGGACGAGCUCGACCAUAUGACCCCCCUGCCGACCGGGGACCUGCUUGGGCUAAUGCUCGGAGCCUCGGGCGGUCUUGGGGGCAAUCACGGCCUCGGCGGCGGUGCCCAUGGCGCCGAUGACGAGGACGACGAAGAUGACGAGGACGACGAGGACGCCAGUGGUGGCCCCGACGACAAGCACGGCGCCGAUGGCACGUCCGAUGAGGACGACGACUUCGAUGACGAUGAUGAUGACGAGGGCACGCGCCAGCAGCGGGCACGCUCCUUGAAGAACCGCCUGAACCUGGAGGGCGACUACCAUGACUCCAGCACGUCGCUCGGUGACAGUGGUCACCGUUCCGGCAACAGCAGCCCCGGUCUAGCUGGGGACCUUCUGGUUCUCGAUGGCGAGGGUGAUGACAACCUUGGCUUCGGUGAGGUUGUCUACGAUGUGGCCACCGGGGCCUACCAGUCGGAUCCGCUGACCAGCGCUGGCACUGCCUCCGGUGCCAGCAUCUCGGGCCUGGCCUCGACGGCUGGCGGGCAGUUUGCCGCGGCCGAUUGGGAGAUGAAGCCCACCGAGGGUGCUGGUGAUGCUGGUUCUUCGACCACUCCGGCUGCCGACUCCUCAUGAGGGAUUUUGUGUGCCGGCCCUCGCGACGCGAUCCCACAUUGAACGUGUAAGUAUGUUUCGAUGAUUGGGCGAGACGAGGCGGAGGAGGAGAAGAAGGGCCGCGAGAUCGAAAAAGUGGGGCCACCCCCUGGUCGACGGCAGAUAGCCAAGCCACGCAUCGGGGAGCCAGACCGCGAUUAUUCAGCGCAGCGACGGAUGGCGAAGUGCCUGUGGCCCCUGUUUUUCCCCUCCACAUGGCCCUGCUCGGAUUUCGGUCCCUUUGUGGUUUCUUGUUUUGUUUGCGAGCGCGCCUACGGGAGGGGGGAGGGGGGCGAAGGAGAUGCGCCAGGGGGAAAUCUCAUGCUCUGCAGCAUUUCUGCCGAUGGCGCGCGGCUUCUUCCUUCCCUCUGGAGCCCAAAUGGGGUUGCCUCCUCUCCGUCAGGCGUGCCUCUCCUCCUCAUACUCGGCAUCUCUCUCUCCCUCUCUCUCCCCCCUUGAGACCUGUCAGGCUGGGUGUCCCUGGGCGUGUUUCCCCACCUUGAGAGCCGUGCAUUUCCUCCCCGCUCUUGUCGUUGCUCGUCCUCCUCUCCAUCCCCCUCCCCUCCUCCUGCCUCCUCCCCUUGGGCCUGCCCUCUACUCCCUCUCCCGCCUGGCCUCCAUGUGCUGCUCUUGUUUCAUGCCGCGCUUUCUUCUCCUCCCUCCCUCUCUCUCUCUCUC
This is a messenger RNA of Fonticula alba, 3343 nucleotides long. RefSeq lists its product as hypothetical. NCBI's taxonomy places the organism in Eukaryota, Rotosphaerida, Fonticulaceae. Gene Ontology annotation, molecular function: protein phosphatase regulator activity; protein phosphatase binding. The coding region runs from base 221 to 2647 and encodes 808 amino acids. The record is from RefSeq and is a predicted model, not a curated record. The transcript is spliced from 10 exons.